Messenger RNA from Pistacia vera, 567 nucleotides. RefSeq lists its product as uncharacterized. Lineage: Eukaryota; Viridiplantae; Streptophyta; Magnoliopsida; Sapindales; Anacardiaceae. The coding region runs from base 1 to 420 and encodes 139 amino acids. The record is from RefSeq and is a predicted model, not a curated record. The transcript is spliced from 5 exons.
AUGGCUCAUCCGGACCAUGAAACCCGAGUUGGGGCGCAUAGUGUAUUUUCUGUUGUGCUAAUGUCAUCUCUGGUUUCCCCUUGGAUGAAGGUAGGAGGACUGCAGGAGGAAAGUCGGGUACCAGAUGUGAAUGUGAAACACUCUCAUAGUCAGUCAUAUAGCUUUAAGUGUGCUCUGACUAAUGGAAAAACAAUAACUUCCUUCCGACUGAGUAGCCAUCAAGUGAGUGUUUUGCUUUCAUCAAUCUGGGUUCAAGCAACAUCUGCAGAAAAUAACCCUGCAAAUUUUGAGGCUAUGGCUCACACUUAUACCAUUGCUUUAUUGUUUAUGCAAUUUAAGACAUCCAGCCACAUGGCCUUAGUUCGGUGUUUUCAGCUUGCUUUUUCACUUCGGUGCAUCUCUUUGGACCAAGAAGUCUAAGAUUGGUUCUAUAAGUUCAGACAUAAAAAUACUCCAAGAGAAGUCAAUGGAUAUGGGUCUGAAGCUGAAGAAUCGCAAGAUAUGGUUUCUACUGGGGAAGUUUUGUGUCCCAGAAGAUUCUGCUGUUAUCUUAAUCUUAAUGGAGGA